AUGGGAGAGAGGAUCCCAUCUGGGAACGGAAAUGGGAAUGGAAGUUAUUUUCAGUUCCCUCCUCCCGGUCCUUCUCCUAUCAGGUCUUCCGAUCAUCGUGAAAGAUUUUUGGCUGAACUAUUGGCUGAGAGGCAGAAAUUGGGUCCCUUUUUGCAAGUUCUCCCACAAUGUACCAGGCUCUUAACUCAAGAAAUCAGACGGAUAUCCGGAUUUAAUCAAGGUUUUCCGGAUCAUGAAAGAUUUGAGCCAGACAGUCCAUUUAGGCCUUCAGGUCAACAUCCAAAUAGUAGGCCAAUGGAUAUGGAGGGAUGGCCUGCUGUACCUAGAGAGGACAAUGGAAAUCUCCAAAGAAUGGGACCGUUUCAAGCACCACUAGUGGGUUGGCAUGGGGCACAAGGAAUUCCGACGACUCCUGUAGUGAAGAGAGUUAUCAGGCUUGACGUCCCUGUCGAUAAAUAUCCAAAUCAGUAUAAUUUUGUCGGUCGGAUUCUGGGACCUCGCGGGAACUCAUUAAAAAGAGUGGAAGCGAUGACAGAAUGUAGGGUUUACAUCAGAGGCUGUGGAUCUGUGAAGGAUUCUAUUAAGGUAGAGUUGGAAGAGAAGCUUAAAGAUAAACCUGGGUAUGAGCACCUUAACGAGCCAUUGCACUUGUUGGUGGAGGCAGAGUUUCCAGAGGAUAUAAUCAAUUCACGCUUGGACCAUGCUGUUGCAGUACUAGAAAAUCUUUUGAAGCCUGUGGAUGAAUCACUUGAUCACUAUAAGAAGCAGCAACUGCGGGAGCUAGCUAUGCUUAAUGGUACUCUGAGGGAGGAAAGUCCCAGUAUGAGCCCUAGUAUGAGUCCGAGUAUGUCACCUUUCAAUAGUAAUGGAAUGAAGCGUGCCAAGACAGGAAGAUGA
This is a messenger RNA of Vicia faba (fava bean), 897 nucleotides long. NCBI's taxonomy places the organism in Eukaryota, Viridiplantae, Streptophyta, Magnoliopsida, Fabales, Fabaceae. The record is from the annotation of a GenBank genome assembly.